GGGAUAUAGUCCUUUGGCCUUUAUAAUUCAUCACUUUACAUAAAAUUUCCUCGCCUCUCCGAAUCAUUUAGACGGAAACACAGAAAGCUAAAUCUUUACCCUGAAGUCCACUCUCUCUCUCCGCUAAUCAGAUAGAAGAAGAUGUGGAAGCUGAAGAUUGCUGAGGGUGGGGAUGCAUGGCUGAGAACAACGAACGAGCAUGUUGGAAGACAAAUUUGGGAGUUCGAUCCAAAGGCUGGGUCGCCGGAAGAGUUGGCGGAGAUCGAAACGGUACGACAGCAUUUUUGGGACCACCGUUUUGAGAAGAAGCACAGUUCAGAUCUUCUCAUGCGUAUUCAGUUUUCCAAGGAGAAUCCACUUGGUGCAAUUUUACCUCAAGUCAAAGUGAAAGAUGAAGAAGAUUUUACUGAAGAGACAGUGACAAACACGUUAAGAAGAGCUUUAACUUACCAUUCAACUCUCCAGGCUCAUGAUGGGCAUUGGCCGGGGGAUUAUGGAGGUCCAAUGUUUCUUAUGCCUGGUUUGGUAAUUACUUUGUCUAUAACUGGAGCAUUGAAUGCUGUUCUAUCUGAAGAACAUGAAAAGGAGAUGCGCCGUUAUCUCUACAAUCAUCAGAACAAAGAUGGUGGGUGGGGUUUACACAUUGAGGGUCCGAGCACCAUGUUUGGUACAGUUCUGAAUUAUGUUGCUUUGAGGUUGCUUGGAGAAGGAGCUAAUGAUGGGGAAGGAGCAAUGGAGAGAGGGCGUGACUGGAUUCUGAAUCAUGGUGGUGCAACCGCAAUAACAUCAUGGGGGAAAAUGUGGCUCUCAGUACUUGGAGCAUUUGAAUGGUCUGGCAAUAAUCCCCUGCCCCCUGAAAUAUGGCUUCUUCCUUAUGUGCUCCCUUUCCACCCAGGAAGGAUGUGGUGCCACUGCCGCAUGGUCUAUUUGCCUAUGUCUUACUUGUAUGGAAAGAGGUUUGUUGGUCCAAUCACUCCCACAGUUUUAUCUCUUCGAAAGGAGCUUUACACUGUCCCAUAUCAUGAAAUAGAUUGGAAUCAAGCACGUAACCUAUGUGCAAAGGAAGAUUUGUACUAUCCACACCCACUGGUCCAGGAUGUACUUUGGGCAUCACUUCACAAGAUUGUUGAACCCAUUCUAAUGCAUUGGCCUGGAAAGAAGUUGAGAGAAAAGGCUCUUCAAAAUGCAAUUGAGCACAUACACUAUGAAGAUGAAAAUACUCGAUAUAUUUGUAUAGGUCCUGUGAACAAGGUAUUGAACAUGCUUUGCUGUUGGGUGGAAGAUCCAAACUCAGAGGCUUUCAAGUUGCAUCUUCCAAGAAUCUAUGAUUACCUGUGGGUUGCUGAAGAUGGCAUGAAAAUGCAGGGAUAUAAUGGAAGUCAAUUAUGGGACACUGCUUUCACUGUUCAAGCAAUAAUUUCAACCAAUCUUAUUAAGGAAUAUGGUACAAUUCUGAAGAAAGCACAUACUUACGUAAAGAAUUCACAGGUUUUAGAAGAUUCUCCAGGUGAUCUUGAUUCUUGGUAUCGUCACAUUUCAAAAGGUGCUUGGCCCUUCUCAACUGCAGAUCAUGGAUGGCCCAUCUCAGACUGCACCGCAGAGGGACUAAAAGCUGCUCUCUUAUUAUCAAAAUUACCUGUCGAGAUUGUUGGCAGACCAUUAGACACAAAUCGGUUGUAUGAUGCUGUAAAUGUUAUUCUUUCUUUUCAGAAUGCCGAUGGUGGUUUUGCAACAUAUGAACUCACGAGAUCUUACCCUUGGUUGGAGUUGAUCAAUCCAGCUGAAACUUUUGGUGAUAUCGUGAUUGAUUAUCCUUAUGUGGAAUGUACAUCAGCUUCAAUUCAAGCUUUGAAGUCGUUUCAGAAAUUGUAUCCUGGGCAUCGACAAGAAGAAAUAGAUCAUUGCAUCAGAAAGGCCACCAUGUUCAUUGAAAAGAUUCAAGAAUCUGAUGGCUCAUGGUAUGGGUCAUGGGGUGUGUGCUUCACCUAUGGUACAUGGUUUGCGGUGAAAGGUUUGGUAGCUGCUGGAAAGAAUUACAAUAAUUGCUCUAGCAUCCGCAAAGCUUGUGAUUUUCUGCUGUCCAAACAGCGUUCAUCUGGUGGUUGGGGAGAGAGUUACCUAUCAUGUCAAAAUAAGGUUUAUUUGAACCUCGAAGGUGACAGGUCUCAUAUAGUAAAUACUGGAUGGGCUAUGUUGGCUCUUAUUGAUGCUGGACAGGCCAAUAGAGAUCCAACACCGCUGCAUCGCGCUGCAAGAUAUUUGAUAAAUUCCCAAAUGCAGAAUGGAGAUUUUCCACAGGAGGAGAUCAUGGGAGUGUUCAAUAGAAAUUGUAUGAUCACUUAUGCUGCAUAUAGAAACAUUUUCCCUAUUUGGGCAUUGGGGGAGUACCGUUGUCGUGUAUUACAGGCUUCAACAUAGCUAGUAUUUUAAUUUUCCAUAUAUUCUGUUCAGAAGUUGUCGGGUUAUCACAGGCUAUGAGUAGAACAUAGCUAUCAUUUUAAUUUUCCAUAUGUUUUGAAUUUUCUA
Molecule: messenger RNA, 2526 nt
Organism: Mangifera indica (mango)
Lineage: Eukaryota; Viridiplantae; Streptophyta; Magnoliopsida; Sapindales; Anacardiaceae
Product: cycloartenol synthase 2
Exons: 19
Coding region: 142-2418 (758 amino acids)
Biological process (GO): triterpenoid biosynthetic process
Cellular component (GO): lipid droplet
Molecular function (GO): intramolecular transferase activity
Source: RefSeq, a predicted model, not a curated record